CAAAUGGAUUCAUUGCCAAAAAAAUUAUUAAAAGUGAACAGAAAGUACAAGCUCAGCCUUAAUUCCCCAAUGAGGCUGUUCCCAGAACUGAAGAAGUGAAAGAACAUCAGAAAGAUAUCCCUCAACCAGUCAAAUGAAGGCCUCCAAUCUCCUAAGAUGGAAAAGAGAAAGAUAGGUGUAGAUAGAAUAAAGUCAUUGUUCUCUCCUAAGAAGGAAAGGCAACCUCAGCAAGAUCAAAUUCCUCAGAGAAAGCCUAUAAUGUUCAGAAGACUUAAUAGACAAAGAGGCAAUACAGGUGUUUUCUCUGAAGAGCCUAAGAUUAGGAACCUGGCUUUACAGAGACUUCAGUUAUGUGGCAUGGAUGAGAAAGCUGAGAUGGUGAUGUCUCCUACAGCAAAGAAAGUAAAAGAGAACAUCUUCAGUUUUAAGAAUCAGAACCGUACCUUAAGAGCAUUUUCCCCUGUUCCUGACGUAAAAACUCCUAAAAUAAAGGUAGGAAGAGUGACUAAGAAGCUGAUGAAGGAUCUACUUUAAUAAUGUUUUUGUAUUAAGAAAAUU
This is a messenger RNA of Moneuplotes crassus, 558 nucleotides long. NCBI's taxonomy places the organism in Eukaryota, Ciliophora, Spirotrichea, Euplotida, Euplotidae. The record is from the annotation of a GenBank genome assembly.